This is a messenger RNA of Tribolium madens (black flour beetle), 2308 nucleotides long. RefSeq names its product solute carrier organic anion transporter family member 74D (gene Oatp58Dc). Gene Ontology annotation, biological process: transmembrane transport; sodium-independent organic anion transport. Lineage: Eukaryota; Metazoa; Arthropoda; Insecta; Coleoptera; Tenebrionidae. The record is from RefSeq and is a predicted model, not a curated record. Gene Ontology annotation, molecular function: protein binding. The coding region runs from base 225 to 2237 and encodes 670 amino acids. Gene Ontology annotation, cellular component: membrane. The transcript is spliced from 8 exons.
AACUACUUAAUGCAUUAGUGUGUUCAAAUAGUGUUGUUUGUAUGUAAACGUUCCAGAUUCACCAACAUGUUGAGAAAACUAUUACUAUAAGAAAAUUGUAGUAAUUGCAAAGAUGUCACUUGAUAGACGAUAGGAAACUCAGUAAUGUUAUAAAUUGGGUGCAUAGUCCUUAACUGUUAAAGAUUCAAGUGAUAUUUUAAGAAACAUUGUCUAUUUAGCCAAGAAUGGAAUCAAAUCAUCGAAAAAUAUCGUCUAAAACAAAUCAUAAACGCACUUAUGAUGUUAGAUUAACCGAGGACACCACUUGUGGUAUUUGGUUUUUGAAAGGACCUUGGCUCCAAAGAUUCGCAAAUAAGAAAGCUUAUGUCUUCUUGUAUGGAUUACUAGGAUGUGUAUUUUCAGCAGCAUAUGCCUAUUUUAAUGGUACUAUUACAACACUGGAAAAAAGAUUUAAAAUACCAAGCAGAACAACAGGCAUAAUUACCGUUGGAAAUGACUUAAGUCAGUUAUUUGUCUCCGUAAUUCUGAGUUACUACGCCGGGAGAGGGCAUAGACCGAGGUGGAUGGCUCUUGGGAUGUAUACUGUGGUCCUUUUUUGUCUUUUAACGGCAUUGCCUCACUUUCUUUGUGGAGCUGGAUCCGACGCUCUCACACUCACGGUGGAAUACCGAACCCACGAUCGCAAUUCCACCAUUGACGCUCUAGAUCGUGUGCAAAAGAAAGCUUUAUGUCACCGAAAAAAUUCGACCACAUCUGAUUGCGAGAUGGAAGGAGGGAAUUACUCGCCUCAGUUAAUUCUCUUUAUUGCACAGUUUAUAUCUGGAAUUGGAGGAUCACUCUACUACACUCUUGGUGUCUCCUACAUGGAUGACAACAUCAAGAAAUCCAAAACACCAGCUUUGUUCAGUUUUUCGUAUUUUAUUCGAAUGUUGGGUCCUGCGGUUGGGUAUGGUUUGGCUUCGUUUUGUCUAAAAUUGUACAUUUCGCCAAGUUUGACACCAACUAUAGACAAUAAUGACCCUCGAUGGUUAGGUGCUUGGUGGCUUGGUUGGAUAAUUUUAGCUAUAGUGAUUUUCAUUUUUGCAUCUUUGCUCGCCUUGUUUCCUAAAACUCUUCCACGAGCAGCUGUACGAAAAGAGUUACUCAAAAAACAAAUAUCUAAAGUUAAUGAAAAAUUUGAACCGGAACCAGAAUUACCAACAUCGUUUAAAGAUAUGUUGGUGACUUUUAAACGUCUAAUUUACAAUCCGACUCUAAUGUUGAAUAAUUUUGCGGCAAUUUUCUAUUUCUUGGGAUACAUGCCGUAUUGGAUUUUUUUACCGAAGUACAUAGAAACGCAAUAUCGUCAAUCAGCUUCUGCAUCUAGUUUGAUAACAGGAAGUGCCGGUCUCGUAUUUUCAGCAAUUGGUAUUCUACUAUCAGGACUUAUUAUUUCCAAGUAUAAGCCACGUGCACGAUACUUAGCGGCUUGGAACGUAAUUGUGGGAGCGAUUUCAGUUCUUGGUAUUGUUUCAUAUGCUUACUUAGGAUGUGCUGAAAAUGACAACAGAGCUCCUUUACUACCAAACGGAGAAUUAAAUCCAGUAACUGAAUGUAAUUCGCAUUGCUUUUGUGAUUAUGUAAAAUACAAUCCUGUGUGUUCGCAAGAUGGGACGACGACUUUUAUAUCAGCGUGUCAUGCUGGUUGUAGACAGUCAAGGAAAAUCAAUGGGACCGAGAUCUUUUCCGAUUGUUCUUGCAUCCUAACGAAUCAAACUUAUUUGGUGGAUUUUAAUCACACAUUUCACGAAGGCGGGUUUGCGACGCCGGGAAAUUGCUCCGUGGAUUGUUUAUCGAAAUUUUACAUUUUUCUAAUUGUUGUCUGUCUUUUGAAGUUUAGUGGGGCYACUGGACGGGCGUCGAAUUUUUUAGUUACAGUGAGGUGCGUGGAGGAGAAGGAUAAACCCGUAGCAAUGGGUUUCGGUUUGAUGCUAAUGAGUCUUUGUGCUUUCGUUCCCUCACCCAUCCUUUUCGGAAUAAUCUUAGAUAAGGCCUGUCUGGUGUGGGGAAAGACUUGUACCGGAAAUGGAAACUGUUGGUUAUAUAAUGGAAAAACCUUAAGAUACACAAUGAAUUUCACAGCGGCGACAUUCGUUCUGAUUGGAACACUCUUCGAUGCUGGCGUCUGGUUUUUUGUCAAAGGAUUAAAAAUAUUUGACGAAGAAAUUGAACUUGAACUAGAAGAUUUAGCUAGUUAACAAGUGCCCAGUUAUGUUUUCUCCUCUCAAAUCUUUAGAUUAGACCUUGUAAAUAAAUCACAAAUUGCUCU